UCUCUGGGAUCACCAGGGGGAAGGACUUCCCAGGUCAGAGGGAUGCAGUUUCCGGGCAGGCUUAAGCCCCGGCACCUCUUUAUUUUGGAAAUUAACCGCCGGCAGCAGCUCCAGGCUAGGUCAAGGAGAAUAAGCCCGCAGGAGCAGAAGCCUUGGCUGAAGUUGCCUUCCCAGGAUUGUUAAGCAAGGCUCAGCGCCCUGUCCUUUACCCACCCGGUGCCAAGUGCAUGCCGCGGGGCAGAACUUACUACCAGCCGGGGGCUCACCGAAGGUAUCGAUCUACCGUCCGAAGCUGCUGCAUCAAUGCAAAUAUCCUGAGUGUCUUAGUACACCGAGGGUUGGUAUCCAGACCUAAAGACUCUUUCAUUUCCAAACUGGUCAGGGGAAAUCCAUCUCCUCUAGAGGUAGACUACACAAGGCCAGUGAAGGUCAGCACCAAGAAUGAGGAGGAAAAUAACAGCAAAGCGAAACAUGGUGGCCCAGUAUUUCCAGUGUCAAGCGCCACUAGAGCAAAGAGUCCAGCCUUUGGUGAAAACGGAGAAGGAGACAGACCCAACAGGGACUGACCCACUGGGGAUAUCAGAGGGUUCAGUCAAAACCUUUCGUAUUGUGCAGCUUGGGACAACUGUGGGAAGCCUAAAACCGCUAGCAUCUCAGCGGGCUAGGAAUGAGCGACAGGAAGCUCCCCAGCUCUGGGAAAUCCAAGGUCAGGAAUUGCCAACCCCGGACCUUACACCAGUCCAAUCACCUGCAUGGAGGAACCUCCAAGUGCCAGAACUCACACCAACAGAAGAUGUUGAAACUUACUUGGCUACCUUUGAACAUGUGGCCGAUGCCUGCAAGUGGCCAAAAGAACAAUGGGUCACCCGGCUUGUCCCAGCCCUAAACGGGGCUGCGCUCCAAGCUUACAAUAACUUGGAUCCCAGGGAAAGCGGAGAUUACAGGAGGGUAAAAGCUGCCAUUCUACGAGAAGAUGCUGCCAGCCUCGAAAGGCAACGUCAGAACUUCAGGCACUUCCGUUACCAGGAGGCCGAGGGGCCUCGUGAGGCCUGUAGCCGGUUACGGGGGCUCUGCCAUUGCUGGUUGGAACCUGAGAGCCGCACUAAGGAGCAGAUCAUAGAGCUGCUGAUCCUGGAGCAAUUCUUGACUGUCCUGCCAGAGGAAAUGCAAGACUGGGUUCAGGAGUAUCACCCCAAGACCUGUAUCCAGGCAGUGGCUCUGGCAGAGCAUUAUUUAUUGAAGCAACGAGAGGGAGAGAGGUGGGAUCAGCAGGUGCUGGGACCAUAUGUGCUAGAGGAGGCUGUAAGCUUCCCAGAAACAGAACAAAUGACGUUGGACUCCAGGCAGAUGACACUUUGCAGAGAGGCCAAAGAAGAGAUUAAUGAGAACCCCAGUUCCCUGGCAGAGGAUGAGAUCCCAACAAAAAAUGAGGAAGAGUUUCUAGUCCAGGAAAGUACGAAGAGGCAAAGGAGCCGGCUCUUCCCCAACCUUCAACCAGCUCCAUUUGCCCGCCAAAAUACUGACAGCCUGCUGUCUAUGAACAAACAGGCCCUUCACAAGCAAGAAGCAUUGUUCCCGUGCCCCGAAUGUGGGAAGAACUUUUCUCGUAAGUCGACCCUCACCAGACAUCGGAGGGUUCACACGGGCGUCAAACCCCACCAGUGUUCCGAAUGUGGGAAAAGGUUCCUUCACAAAUUCAACCUGGUGAAUCACAUGAGAACCCAUGUGCGGGAAGAGCCAAGCUGUUGUACACUGUGUGGGAAAAACGCAAGGCGGAAUUCAGGUCAGGUGGGCCUGGAGAAAAAGACUGGGUGUUGUGAGUGCGAUGAAAGUUUCGUGGCACAAUAUGACAUAGAGCAGAGGGUGCAGGAGAGAGAGGAGGCCUUCAGCUGACUUGAAUGUAGAAGAAAUGUAGCUGACUUGAAUGUAGGAAGAAACUUAGAAAAUGCUCUGAACCCUGGGAUGGGUGGCUCUCUCUUAAAGCAGCCCCCCCUUUCUGAUAAUAUGGUAGCUGCCCUAAACACAGGAGCGACACAAAGUGCUACCAGCAGCUCUCAAGCUCCAUGUCUUUGUGUUUGUUCCUUUUGCUCAUUUGGUACUUGUGGAAGCCUAUGGAGAGGGAAUAGGGGCAGCAAAGUUCCAGUCUACGUUUAUAAUACAAUGUUAUGUUCCUCCUGAGUCCACUGUGAAGGAGAAAUCUGGGCAAAGAUCACUGGUAUGUCAAAUGCAUAUGACAUAAAAGAUUUGAACAGAAGUAGUCAAAAUUCCAGUCGCAGCAUAUUGGUUUAAAGUCAUUAAAUGGCAUCUGUCCAUAGACAAGGAUUUCCACUAAUGGAGUGUGGAUUCUCCCACCCUCAGCCUGAGAUGCCCCUAGAAAUCCUGUUCUUGGGGGAUGGGACAAAAUUUCAGGGGACGUUUUAGGCUGCCAUGAGAUGGAGGAGGUGAGAAAAUCAUACUUCUUGCAUCUGUGGAAUUCUCUUGUCUGGAUUUAUCCCACUGGGUUUCCUUCAGGAAUAACAGGAUAUCAAAUGGGAAGUAUAAUGUCUGCCUCUGAGCAGUGAAAAUGUAAGGUUCACUUCCAGUAUUGUGAGAUCAACAUAACAUGAAUGCUCAUAAAUGAGAUAUGGGUCUGUGCCAUACAGACAUAUUUCGGAUAAUUAAUAAUGUAGUCAGGAUUCCACUUGGUUGGAGUAACUCUCCAGGUAACGGUGUGGUGGAAUAACACCUCAGAGGCCUUUUGUCCAGUGCUUCCUUUACAGUGGUUUUGUUCCCCUUUUAGCAUGACAUACAGAUAUUGUGAUGUAGAUAAGAAUUUUACUGACUGUUGCCUUUUCGUUGAGCUUAUUUUCUAAUAGUGCCUCCAUAAGAGGUGGAACAGUUUAAGAGGAUGUCUUCCGUAAUGGUUGUUUGUAUUAGGAAUUCUCCUACCUGUAAUAUUGCUGGGCAUUUUUCCCCUUAUAAAUAAUUUUAGGGAUUAUUUUGAAAUACAGUUACUUAAUCUGGCAAAGAUUUAAAGAACCAUAGUGUUAAUGCUCCUGGCACCCAAGAGAGCUUUGGAUUCAUGAGUCUCAAACAGCAGCUGCCUGUGCUGUCUAACCAUUAGAAACCAGUUUGUGAUAUGGAAAGGAGGCUUACUAUUCAAAGGGGGUGGGGGGCGGGACAUACAAAAAUCCCACUGGAUUAGAUUUUUGGAUCCCGGUCUCAGAGUUUGGGCUUGGCUGUUUUGUUUUUUGGUACAUGUUUGUCAGAAAGGAGUUUCUAGUGUCAAGUAUUCCAAGGCCUUCUACACUACCAUUUUUAACCCCUGUGAUACUGUUGAUAUACCAAAAUUGCAUGUUUGGGAUUUUGCAGUGAACAGCUGCAUCUGUACAUUAUAGAUUUUUUUAAAAAAAGGAAAAAAAGUUAUGUUUUUGUAUAAAUUUUUAUUAAAGCUUUAUUUUUUGUAGUUUGCACAUUAAAAUUUAAUGUUGUAAUAAGAAA
Messenger RNA from Heteronotia binoei (common prickly gecko), 3480 nucleotides. Its product is annotated as zinc finger protein 263-like. NCBI's taxonomy places the organism in Eukaryota, Metazoa, Chordata, Lepidosauria, Squamata, Gekkonidae. Bases 442 to 1893 code for a protein of 483 amino acids. The transcript is spliced from 4 exons. The record is from RefSeq and is a predicted model, not a curated record.